Messenger RNA from Echinococcus granulosus, 1311 nucleotides. Its product is annotated as Titin. The transcript is spliced from 6 exons. The record is from RefSeq and is a predicted model, not a curated record. Lineage: Eukaryota; Metazoa; Platyhelminthes; Cestoda; Cyclophyllidea; Taeniidae. The coding region runs from base 1 to 1311 and encodes 436 amino acids.
AUGUGUGGUUUUCUGAUCUCAGCAUCACGUCAUAAUGCGGUUCUGGAUCGUGGCUACGCGGAAUUCCAAUUCCUCUACACCAACACCACCGACUCUGGGGAGUACGUCUGCGUCGCCAAGACCGCCAACGGCUCUGCCCAAUCAACCAGUUGCAGUCUCACCCCUGACACGAAAAUCGAGGGUGUUACUUCUAAUUCCCUCAUCGCGUGUAGGAUUGUGCCAGAGGACAGUGUGGUGACAGACUCGCAGCUGCCCGAUGAGUCGAUGAUCAUGAAUCUAGCGGCCGUGGAGAACCAAUUAGCCAUGAACGGGACGCCCAGGCGUGAGGAGGAGGUAAAGUUCACCUCGCCCCCUCAAUUCCUUCGCCCACUACUACCGCAAAUUGGCCUGAAGGAGAAUGAACGCGCCAAGUUUGAGACUUUCGUUCAGCCCGCCAACGAUCCCAGUCUCAUUGUUGACUGGUUCAAGGAUGGAGAACCUCUCAAAACUGGUUGUCGGUUUACCGAGACAAUGGAUCGCGGCUACGUGAUUUUGGACAUUCACUACACCUAUCCCGAAGACAGUGGACAGUAUCAUUGUGUAGCAAAGAACAAUGCUGGCUCGACGCCUAGCAACGUUGUUGAAUUGAACUGUAAGGGUGGCAUCGGCAUCGUGACGGACUCAGUUCUCUCGGCUGAAUCUGUACACUACCUUCAAAGCCUCGACGCUCUCGAGAUUUCAACAUCGCAAGACCAACGCUACACAGAGGCCGAGCAGCACCCAGAACCGCCGAGCUUUGAAUUGGAGCCAAAGAACACUACUGCCAUCGAGGGCUCUCCAGUGCGUCUCCUCGUCAAGGCUGGUGGGUACCCACAUCCUCGUGUCCAGUGGCUCAUCAAUGGCGACGUACUGCCCACUAGCGGUGGUGGUGGCGCAUGGCGCAUCUACAAUGACGGUGGCAUCAGCUGCCUGGAGUUUAAUCGUUGCGGACCGCCUGGAGAGUACACAGUGACUGCAGUGGCGAAGAACAACUUGGGCGAGGCCGCAUCCGAGUGCUCUCUCGUCAUCGAUCCACAACCCGACUACCGACCCGACCUCAAACACGUCGCGCCUGGUCAGUCACCUCCCCUUUCCACCCAAAAUGGAUACUUUUCUCCUGUCAAACUAGCCCGAGUCAUCCCACAAAGUGAAGGAAACGUAGAGUACCUUUCACUGUUAACUUAUGGAAGGGCUGGGAGACUAGUAGUGUUAGGGAUGGUAGAGAGAGCACUCUGUCCAAUUCGAGGGCUCCUUGUGGUGGUGAAACGAUUUUAUGCCACAACACGAGUGUAG